Molecule: messenger RNA, 513 nt
Organism: Spea bombifrons (plains spadefoot toad)
Lineage: Eukaryota; Metazoa; Chordata; Amphibia; Anura; Pelobatidae
Product: caltrin-like protein 2
Exons: 3
Coding region: 76-300 (74 amino acids)
Cellular component (GO): extracellular region
Molecular function (GO): peptidase inhibitor activity
Source: RefSeq, a predicted model, not a curated record
CCCUCCCCCUCCCUCCUGCCCGUCCCGGAUCUAUAUAAACGUCUCGGCGAAUCGGACCCGGAUCCAGAAUCCAGCAUGAAUCCCGUUGUGGUCUCCCUGCUCCUGGGCCUGGUUUUGUGCAGCGUGGGCGCGCAGGCGCAGCAGGGCGGAGAAAAGCCAGGUAGGUGCCCCAUCACUCCGCUUUUCUGUCAAGUACCCACCCCACCAGACGAAUGCGUGACGGACUUUGGUUGCACCGGGAAUGAGAAGUGCUGUAACUACGGCUGCUACAAACGCUGCUUACGCCCACAAAAUGAAUAAAUGAAAACAAACAGCUGGGGAUCAUUAGCGAUGCUUUCUAUAGGACGCGUUUAUGGAAACCCAGCUGACGGAGUCCGUGACCCGCCGGCAGCCGCUCCGCUCCGGCGCACUUCCUGAGAGCCUCUUCCUGCAUAUCGCCUGUCGCUGGUUACCGCCGUCUGAUCACUUCCUGUUACCCCAAUAAACACUCGCACGCCUAUCGCGUUAUGGUGA